UGCGGUCUUAGACUUCCCUUACGCAUACUGACUGCAUUUUUUUCCCCGCAAUCUUUAUUGCAGGCUUACGCCAAAUUUUCCGGUGCUCCCCUGACAGUGAAUACUAUAAGUAGCUCUUGGAGAGCUCCGAAAGGAGAAGUGCCAGUCCUGAUAUCAGAAGACAUUGUUAUUUCUCAGCCAGCAAAAAUACUAAGCUUCCUAAGAAAGCAGAAAUACAACGCUGAUUAUGAAUUGUCUGCAAAGCAAGGAGCUGAUACACUGGCAUAUAUUGCACUACUUGAAGAGAAACUGCUUCCUGCUCUGCUGCACACUUUCUGGGUUGAGGCUGAAAAUUACUGCUGUGUGACAAAGCCAUGGUUUGCCUCAAGGAUUCCCUUCCCCCUGAGUUUGUAUCUGCCUGGAAAGAUGUCCAGGGAAGCGCUGAACAGGAUCUUGCUGACCAGGGGUGGGCCUCCACUCUACAGUCUCACUGAAGUGGAAGCACAGAUAUACAGGGAUGCCAAGGAGUGCCUAAAUCUCCUGUCGAAGAGAUUGGGAACAUCUCAGUUUUUCUUUGGAGAUACGCCUACUACCUUGGAUGCCUUUGUGUUUGGUUUCCUUGCACCAAUUUACAAAGUGUGUUUCCCCAGAGUACAAUUACAAGAGCAUUUGAAACAGCUUCCCAAUAUGUGUCGAUUCUGUGAUGAUAUUUUAACUUGCUACUUCAGGUUAACUGUCUCAGGCCAUUCUCCGGCUGGACAGGAUACAGCAGAUGCUAAUCUGCAGAAACUCACACAGCUUGUAAAUAAGGAAUCCAACUUGAUUGAAAAGAUGGACGACAACCUUCGUAAGAGUCCUCAGCAUCCCCCUCGAAAGCUAACAACGCUCAAGCUUGCUGCAGGUGGAGAACAAAGCAGUCCAUUGAAUCUUUUGUCACCUUGA
Molecule: messenger RNA, 921 nt
Organism: Pelecanus crispus (Dalmatian pelican)
Lineage: Eukaryota; Metazoa; Chordata; Aves; Pelecaniformes; Pelecanidae
Source: RefSeq, a predicted model, not a curated record